Ictidomys tridecemlineatus (thirteen-lined ground squirrel) is the source of this 5484-nucleotide messenger RNA. RefSeq names its product V-set and transmembrane domain containing 2A (gene Vstm2a). The record is from RefSeq and is a predicted model, not a curated record. Lineage: Eukaryota; Metazoa; Chordata; Mammalia; Rodentia; Sciuridae. Gene Ontology annotation, cellular component: membrane.
AAAGUUGCGGCGCCGCGAGCCCAGCGAAGUCCUCCAGCCCGCCCCCCUUGCCCACUCCCCGCUUCCCGAGCUGGCUCGGUGUUUAGGGAGGGCAGUGAUCACGCAAGCUGGAGCAGCGGGCUGACGUUGGACGAGCUGCCAGGUAGCUGAAAGCAGCCAGCCAGCAGCGGAGACACUUCCCAGCGUUUGAAGCCUGGGUCUGCACUAGAAGCCUCAGGAAUCCUAGCCAGCUGGUUUUAACCUUCGCGAAUUGCAUUCCCCUCUCCCCUAAAGCCAGUCUUCACCCGCGGAGCGAGCAGCAGGAUAGGAUGUUUGCAGUGUCGCGCCCAGGGCUCUGAAACAGAGCCUUCUGAUACACUUGCAUUCUCUUCUUUUAGGGCUUUUUUUGCUGUUGGCUACACUGAUGUGACCCCCCCACUUUGGAAUGAUGGGGAUCUUUUUGGCAUAUGUUGGAAUUGUUUUCUUUUCCGUUUUAUAUGUACAACAAGGGCUUUCUUCUCAAGCAAAAUUUACCGAGUUUCCUCGGAAUGUGACAGCCACAGAGGGACAGAAUGUGGAGAUGUCCUGCGCUUUUCAGAGCGGCUCCGCCUCGGUGUACCUGGAGAUCCAGUGGUGGUUCCUGCGGGGGCCCGAGGACCUGGAGCCUGGGUCCGAGGUGGCUGGAGCGCAGGUGGAGCUCUUACCAGACAGAGAGCCGGACAACGACGGGACCAAGAUCAGUACAGUGAAAGUUCAAGGCAAUGACAUCUCCCACAAGCUUCAGAUUUCCAAAGUGAGGAAAAAGGACGAAGGUUUAUAUGAGUGCAGGGUGACUGAUGCCAAUUAUGGGGAGCUCCAAGAACACAAGGCCCAGGCCUACCUGAAAGUCAAUGCCAACAGUCAUGCUCGGAGGAUGCAGGCCUUCGAAGCCUCACCUAUGUGGCUGCAAGAUAUGAAGCCCCGAAAGAACAUCUCAGCUGCAGUUCCCAGCAGCAUCCACAACUCAGCCAACCAACGGACGCACUCCACCUCCAGUCCUCAAGCGGUAGCCAAAAUUCCUAAACAAAGUCCACAAUCAGGUGCGAGGAUAGCUACAAGCCAUGGACUUUCUGUCCUGCUUCUUGUUUGUGGCUUUGUGAAGGGUGCUUUGCUUUAAUCUAAAGUGCUGACUUUUUUCCAAUAUCACUUUCUCUUCUUAAAGCAAAGAGCAAAUCGCCUGUAAAAUCUACGGAGCGGACAGCAAAGUUGACCCUAAACUCCAAGCAUCAUUCCGCACCCUCUGUACUCUAAUUACCUACACAAGGAGCGCCUGCUUCCGGAACCAUAAAUGAAGAGGCUAUCACAUGCUUUGUUGAUAAUAUUUUCUUUGGCAAAUCACACCUGAUCUUUUCUUUCAAGACAAUUAGUGUGAAGUGAUAGAACAUUUUCUAAUAGCAAGAUCUAUUUUUUUUCCUUUUCUUUCCGCAAAAAACAAAAAAUUAAAAAAAAAAAAUUCAUCAUCUCACAGACUGCUCAGGGGUUGGCCUGAAAGUUAUCGGUAUAGUAAAUAUUUACUAUGGAUACCACUGAUUUCCUACUAAAGGACCCACUAUCUGCAGGAAGUAAACAGAGAUCAAAAUUCAACAGAACACAAACUAUCACCAAACAAAAAAACCCUUUUGUGGGCAAAAUUAUCAACAUUUACAGUCAACAAGGAGAACAUUAUUUUAAACAAGGAAUAAUCAAAGAAAUUUUUUUUAAAACUUCUUUUUUUCUUGGAUUAUUUUUUUUCUUCUUUUUCUUGUUCAAUGGUGGCAAGUGCUGAUAAUGGCCAAUCCCUCAAUCCUGGGAGGUUUAUAUAAAUACAUUUUCAGUGUUCUAUAUUUCAAUUCAUUUUGCAAUUACUGUAUAUGCAAACUCAACAAAUUCUGUAAAUUGCUUAUAGUACGUGUGAUAUAACUUCAAAGUAGAUAUACUACAACCUUCAUGCAAGCUGAUUUUUAUCAUGCUAUAUAAAAUAUAUACAUAUGAAUGUCUAUAUGUUGAGCCACCAACCAACUUCUUUUAAUAGUGUUUGUUUUUCAUUUAUAAUUCAUAUAUUGUAUAAAUUUGCAGUGCAUUGUUUCACUUCCACAGGUUUGACAGCUGCAGAUGGUCUCUGUUGUCCUCUGCUUCCCUCUGGAAAAAAAAUGCAUAUUCAAAAUUGUAUCUGUCUCUGAUAAAUGAGCUUUGUUGUGUGUAUGCUAUGUUGGAAUUUACUAUGUUGAACAUCCCUUUAAAUACGGUGUUUAUUGAGGUUUGAGGGUCUCUUGACUCUGAAGAAUGCACACUCUGGUUUUGACAUCUACUCCUCUGUCAUCAUUAUUCUAUCAUCAGAAAGGAAUGUUGUUUCUAGAAAUUCUGCCUUGGAGGCCAGCAUGGGGAAAGUGAAGCAGACCCCUUCCUUUUCUACUUUCUUGGGAGAGCACGUCUUGGUAUGGCUAAAGGAUGCUGUUUCCCUUGAACUUCAUGAAUUUUUGUAGCUUUGUCAUUCUGUUAUUUGCUGCUAAUUAUAUUUAAAUGUCUCCUACUUAAAAAUUAAAAUUUAGUUGCUGGCUAAAUAUAAUAUGCAAAUGAUGACUGCAAAUCCCUGACUAAAGAAGAUAAGUGUUCAGUUUUCACGGGUUAAGUGAGUUAUAAUUUUAAAUAUUCCAUUCUUAUUUUUGAUUUUAUAAUAACUAGACUAUUUUACUUGGAACCUUUUUUUACUCUUGCAAAGAAAGAUAGAACUCUUAAUGUGCUCCACAUACACUGUGGAAUCGAUAUGGCUUGAGAAAGAAAUGACCUAAGUUUUCCUUCCAGAGAGAUUCUUCUAUUUUCUUUCAUUACAAAACCAGAAGAUCAUCUGUGUGGGGACUAUGUACUCCCAGUCUAAGAUCCUAAGUGGAAGCCUGAAGACAAUGAAUAGUUCACUUUUCAAAGGUAAAUGCAUUGACUCUGCCAUUUAGUUUUAAGCAAGGUGCAUAUUUUCAUAGUAUUCUAGACCUUAUCUUCUGAGAAAUAAUGUUUUAUUCUUUUCUUGCCAUUCUUCUUGUUCAUUUGGUUUAUUAUUUCAGUCAAAUGGGAAAAAUAAAGGUUUUGAUUGCCCUAUUUUAUUAACUUAGAAAUGUAUUUUAUUUCAAAGUUUAAUAUUUUAAAAUGCAUAAAAUAAUGGUAAGAUAAAUAUCAUCUGUUACAUUUAUAUGAAGUUUAAGGAUUACAUACAAUAAAGUGUAAGUUAGUAUACAGAUUCAGAUUUAGUCAAGCUGGGAAAAUCCACCAUGUAAUAUAUUUUUUCUCAAAGUACAGGUAAUGAGAUUAGUAAAUUCUAAAGCAAGACAGACUUGCACCUGUAACAAUGUUCACCAUGCCCAUAAUAAAGGGCAUAUGCUAGUUUUGGGAGAACACUCAUGAGAUUCAUUUUAUCAGUGUUCAAAAUAAUGAAAACUUACUUGUCACUGGGCUAGCAAUAGUCCAACUCACUGGCCAUUUUGAGAAAGAACAUGGUUUAUUAUCUGUUUGAUCCAAACUGAGACAAUUAUUGUGGAACCUUAAAUAGUAGGACAAAAGCUAUAACACAUUGCAGAGACCUUCUAGUGGUUUUCAUCUUUAUCCCUUUGGGGCUAUAACUUUGUGUGUAUCCAUAACUGUGGAAAUGAAUAAAGAUUGAAUAAUAAGUUAUCUAGCCUUCUCAACCUUGUUUUCAAGGUUAUGUGGUGUCUUUGAUAAGACAGAUUCAUAGAAAGCUGGAAUCAUUUACUUGAAUUCAAGUCAGAUCCUUUGUUCUUUCUUAAAAAUUUACAGACUGAUUACAAAUUAUGAAAAUGAAAACACUUAAGGAUAAGAUAACAAUCUUCUCUAAAGCAGAUGCUCUUACUUUGGAUUAGUUAAUAAACUUGGUAGAGUCUAUGAAUCUACCAAAAUUAUAGUCACUAAUCACACACACACACACUUACACAAUAUGGUAUAAUAUAUACAUGAUGUUUACUUUCUAUUAGGCAUAAUGAGUAGUCUAAAGAUGAUUUAGAGUAUGUAUAAAGGAGGAUAUGUAUAUAUUAUAUGUAAAUACUAUGUCAUUUUACAUGAAAGAAUUGAGCAUCCGCAGAUUUGGGUAUCCCAGGGAGUUCAUGGAAUUGACCCCCUCCCUGAAGAUGCUAGGGAUGGCUAUAUAUGUAUAUUUUUGCAUAUGUGUAUUGUUUUAUGGAGGUGGUCCUUCACAUUCAUUGAUUCUGAAAGUGAUUUAGUUACGAUUUGCUCACCUAAAACUUAGUAAUUAGAUGAUUUUGAGAACAGAAGGGGGCCUGGUUACAAUAUGUUUGAAUUGGUUUGCCUUAAAGCUCUUGGAAGCAAGACAUGUUCAGGGAAAUAUAUUAGGACACACACACACACACACACACACACACACAUUUGGCAAAGAAAACAUAUAUUUUUAAGUCCAGAAAAAAAAUCCUUUAGAUUUGUUACAGAUGGAGUAAGAGAUAUGGGGUGAUAUUUGUCGAAUUUUUGUAACAGAUGCUAAUGUAAUUUUGCAAAGGUUUCACAGAUACUAUUCAAAUAAGUGGUCCUAGUAUUGACCCUGUAUUUAAAAAAUAUAAAAUAUUAAAUAUAGCUGUUUUAGUUUGUGUAAAGAAAUAAUAUUGCAGAAGAUAAAUGUAAUCUCUCUGAGAUAAUAUGCAAACUCUGAUAAUUAUAUAUUAGAAAUAAGACUAUAAAGCUAUAAAAUAUAUAUGCACAUAAUUUCAAGUGUUUUGCCCCAAUAAUUUUAUUUUUAGACCUAUUCAUAUUUAAGGGGAUACUUAGUCAUUCAGGAAGUAUGAAGACUUAAGGGCUUCAAUCAUUAAAUAUAUAACGUCCUUUCCUAUAUCUAAGGAGUGUCAGACAGAUAACAUUCAAAAGCAAGAAAUUCUAACACCUGAGGAUGGUGCAAAGGGGUGUGACCAGAAGGUCAGAGGAGGCUUCUCUGUAGAGGUGGCAUUUAAACAUACUUUAAAUAUGAAUCCAGUCCAGAGAGAAUCUGGAAGAAGGAGUUUCAGGGAAAGAGAGCAGCUUGUGCAAAACUCCUUGAAGCAAAGUCCACCCAGGCUUGUUCAGGGACUGCAUUGAGGACAAGAGCACACAAGUGGAGGAUAAGAUUGGGCAAGAAAACACCAGGCAAUACUGAGCCAAGGAGAGCAAACAGGGUCCUGGAAGAGUUUGUGAACUUCCAGUGUGAACUCCUAUUCUGAAAUCAGGGUCACUGCCUCUUUCUGGAGUCUGACCUCUCAUGAAGUUCAACUUGUUUAACCAGACUCUUUUGCAAACAGCACUGAGUCUUUCAGAUAGGUCAUACUGUUGAAUUGAUACUGCAUGGAUACAGGAGGCAUGAGAGACUCACUCAACAUCUUAAUGCUAAUUUACAAUUGAUAAUUUUGAGGAGCAAAGGAAGAAAUUGAACGGAUAGAUGAAUAAUUUGAGUGUGUAAUUGCAAUAAUUGAAAAUGUAAUUUGAAAUAAAAGCAUGAGUACAGUA